Molecule: messenger RNA, 3096 nt
Organism: Salmo salar (Atlantic salmon)
Lineage: Eukaryota; Metazoa; Chordata; Actinopteri; Salmoniformes; Salmonidae
Source: RefSeq, a predicted model, not a curated record
AGUUUUUCUGGAGCAAGUAAAACAUUAGAUUUCAUUGCUUAACGCUGCAUAGAGUUGUAAUUUAAAUGAGCUGACACUGGGUGAGCGUAUUUAUAAAUGUUAAUAUGGAUUUGAAUUAGGCCUAAAACGUGCUAUUUGUGUUAUUGGACGGGAUCCUGCGAUGACGACCACCCAACGUUUCAUUAGCCGUGCGCUAAACCGUGCUGUUACGUCAUCCGUGUCUCUAUUGUGACGUAUGAGAUUAAGUUGUUUUCAAUGUCAGACAAUGGCUAAUCAUACGGUCAUCAUUUUCUACAAGACAGGUCAUGAGGCAUUCGAUCAGCAGACAUCUUACCAGCCAGCCAUCCUACUCAGUACACCCCUAGAUCAUACUCCACCGUCUCGACAAUUAUGAUCGGACAGAAGAACAAACGUAAUAGUCUAAGGCGUAGCAGCCGCCGUGCCAUGCAGGCCACGUUGACCUACCCUGAGGUGAUCGUUCGGAGUGUGGAGAUGACAUCGGUCAGUAGGAGAGACAUCUCCUCUUCGAUCAGCAACAACACCUACAACCGAUACUUGCUGGAGAAACAACAGAAGAUAGAGUUGGUUUGGUUCCAGAAGACAGGGAAGAAAUCAACUCUGGCUGUCGGAGCAACCAGUCCAACACCUGCUGGGUUCAAUGUCACUAAGGGUCUAUCUGACAAGCAGUGGCAGUCCAUACAAGGGGAGAUGCCAGGCAAUAUGACAAGAGAGGACUUUAAUGAGACCUGCAACACCAUCCUACUGUGGGUGAAAGAGGCCGUUGGGACUGCUGUGAAGCCUGCCCUGGACCUGACCUGGGAAAUCAUCACCACUAACGGAUCUUCAAUAUUGUCGACCCCCUCCAGCUGCUCACGAACAGAGGAAUGCUCAGUUGUGAUCUGUCCCUUUCCAUCAAGCAGCAGAUCUAAGAGUGCUUUGUUGGAUGAGGUUGACGAUGAACACGGUGAGUUGCCCUGUGGAUCAAACAGGUCCAGGCCAAGUAGGAAUGGAAGUAAACUGUUGGUGGAACCAGUAGUAGUUCUGUUAGGUGGGUCGCAAGAAAACGUCUAUCAGUGCAUUCAGUCUGAGAUUGAUGAGUCAGUAAGCAACAUAAUUCUCCUGUCAGAGCUUAGAGAUGACAAUCUGUUGAAAGCAGUGAGUUCAUCCAAGACUGUGAGCUCUGAUAUCUUUGAGGUGGCAAUAAGGGACAUCAACGCUGCCCUCUCUUAUGUCCUCCUGCAAGCAACAUGUAGCAGAAGCCGCCAAGUUGCCAGAGAGAUGCUUUGCGUUGUCUCUGUGAAGUUGCUUCCGUUGUUCCCUGAGCUGACAGGAAAGGUGUUUCCCAGUGUCCCUGUAGAAUUGCAGAGGAUACUGGAAUCGAAGUUGCCUCAUGCCACAGCACAGGUUAUUGUUUCUGUCAUUGAUGCCAUGAUUCAUCUCUGUGGAAAGGAAUGCACAAGGGAUACUACAGAAGGACAGGAUUCCGUUAAUAGCCAACUGUGUAGCUUUCUACAUGCUGUGUCUGACAGAAUCAAAGACAUGACAUUGAAGAUCAAAUCAUUUAGCCCCCAGCCUGACAAACAACCCGGAACAUCCAAAUCCAUGGAAUUUCUCCAGGACACAAUGCCAUACUCAAAAUCCAAGCUUCUAUUGUCAUCCACCUCAUCCAUAGACCAGUCUUGCUCAAGCUUGAUGAAGCUGUGCUCCUACUGUUAUUCCACACCUGACUUUAACAGAGAGUUCAGUGACCUGGAACAGGAGAGACAAGUGGUUCAGUCACCUCAGCCGUCAAUGUCAAGAAAGGAGGUUGUUGACCUUGGAGACAUUCCAUCUACAAUUUGGGACCAAUCAAAAAAUAUGGAAUUCCAUAAAAUAGCCUCAAUGGCAGUGAGCCAGAUCAUGGUAAACACUGUAAAUGAGAUCACCACACUUUUUGAUUCCAAAAUCUGCACCAUUUACCAAGGGGGAUCACUUGAGAAGCUUGAUGAACAAAGCAUGCCACUGGAGCCCUCUAUAAAGCUCCCACACAACACUGGUGAGGCAGCCUUUGGUGUGGUAGAUAUCAUCUUGGAGGGUGUGCGGACUGUAAUUGAUGCCAACAAGGAUUUUUUAAAUACUCUCACAGACCCUACACUCUUUUGGGAGCAAGUCCAAUUGGUUUCUGACAUUAUCCUUCAAAUGGUCCAGGCUAAAUUGAAGGAAAUGUUCACCGUACAACUGCUCCUCAACACUGAAAGCGACAUUGGAUUUAGUCAACACAGUGUAGUAACCAGUGCAAAAGAGAUCCUGAGCCGGAUCUUGGUGAACAUCAAGAAGGGACUGCCAACAUGCGAGUUGAAAGGGUCCAGGGAGGCACUUGCAAAACAGUUUUUGGACUCUCUAAUCCAUAACCUCGAGCUACUGAUCACCAGGAACGUGGAUCAACAGCCAGAACAAGGUGCCUCCAGCUGCUUUGUUGAACAAAGAGUGGCUGACAUUAGUUCCUUAAUUAUUGCAGAGACUAGAUGCAGCAGUUCUCUAGAGCUCGAAUGUAUGGUUGCUGAUGUUAGGCCUAUAACAACUAAUUUGUAUCACGCCAUUGUGGAGACAGCAAACGUCCUCUCUAAGGAUUCGAUUCACUUCUUGUCUGAGACUGUGCUCAUUGAAAAGGCCCAGCAGGUAAUGCUAGAUUCCAGCAGCACCAAUAUACUGAGCUUGGCAAUCAGUAAUUCACAGAUGGCUUUCAAGAAAUCAUGCCCUGGGAAGGAGGACCUUCAGAAACAACUUGUUUUGGAUUUUGUGAAGACGUCGGUAGGGAACCUACCUCAGAAAUGUUUGGGUUUAAAUGCUUCCCAAGAUGAAUCUCAACCUUCUCAACACCCUGCCUCUGGCUCAAGCCAAAAGUCUCUUCGCUCCAUCCCCGGCUGGGUGAUGUCAAAGCUGAAGGGUACUAAGACAAGCGUUGAAACUGUCUCUGCAACAGCCUUGAUCACAACAGCCAUGGUCCAAGAAGUAAUGGGCUCCGUCCCACUGACCAGAGAUCUGUCAGUGGAUGCAAGUGUUUGCCUCAGCAAAGGUAAGGCAUUUAUUCAUUUUAUACAUUAUUUUCUAAACUGA